UUGUGAAAUACAGUCCUUUAAUAAAAGUUUAAUUAAUUAUGGAUAGCGAUUUAAAUAGUGGUGAUUUAAAUAAAGCAAGUUUGGAUGAAGAUGAUUUGUUGAAAUCUCCUCGUGAUGAAGUGACAUCUCCUUCCUUCCAAUCACCAAGGGAUCAAUCGCCGAAUAAAGUGCAUUCAAAGGUCCGAUCUCCGAGUGAUAUUACUGAAGAAAGUGUUCACUCAAUUCCUUUGGACAAGGUAUCGAAAAAGAUAGCAAGAUGCCUAAGUGAGUUAGAUUAUUUAUAUGAGGAUUUAUUAUCAGAGGGCGAGGUAGCGGACACCUUUGAUGUUAAUGAGGCCGAAGCUGUUAUAAAAGCACAGUUGGAAUCAAUCAAGGCCAUCAAGGUUAAAUAUACUCACGUACAUCAGAAGCUACGCUCGUACCUAGAUCCUGAUAACACCACAGCUUUAGAUGAAGCUAAUGAUAAUCGUUUAGUUUUUCUAUCCUCAUAUCGGAAAUUCCAGUUUCAUUUAUUGAGGUUACUCAAGCCUGAAGGAAGUUCAAACCGGUCAGAUGUGGAAAAAUCCAAUUCAGGCUCUAGUUAUUUGCAUCUUAAAUUCCCUAAAUUUGACUUGAAUAAUUUUGAUGGAACUGCUGAUGAGUGGUUAGAUUGGUCUCGGAUGUACCUGUCAACAGUGCAUAAUAAAAACGAUAUUUCUACACUGGACAAGCACAGGCUUCUACGUUCAAAGCUUACUGGCGAGGCGCAAAUACUCAUAAAGGCAUUUCCCAUUGAUGAAGGUUCAUAUAAAGAAGUUUGGGACCUCUUAAAUAUUACGUACGGAGAGCCAGUGAAGAGUAUCACUAAAUAUUUAAAGGCGCUUGAUAAUGUGAAGCCAGUUUCCGAGGACGAUCCUACUGGCUCAUUAAGAAGCCUAAUAACGAACUUCCGCGCUAACCAUACAGCCAUUGACCUCACGUUGAAGGAGCAUCCUGAAAUUGAUGGAUUAUCGCUCAUAUUCUCCUACUUGUUCCUUAAAAAAGCUGAUCAGGACACCAAAGUGGACUGGCAACGUGAGGUGGCUCGGAAAAAGGAGUAUGCUUCCUUUAAUGCUUUUUUGGACUACAUGAACGAGCGUUGCGGUGCGUUGGAGAGGGGAGCCGAUGAACAGGUACCUACAAAGGGAACCAAAAGAGGCCACCAACCACACCCUUCUGGUGUUAAAAAAUCGCUUGUAGUUCCGGAGAAAAAAGCGAAAAUGAAUCGAAAAUGUGGCUUUUGUUCCGAGGAGCAUGAAAAUCAUACAUGCAAAACCUUCCUAGAUAUGAACGCGGAAGAUCGGCUGCAGUUAGUUAAGAAGAAGGUGCUUUGUUUCCGUUGUUUGCGUCCAUUUCAAAAGGGACACAACAAGAAAUGCAAAUUUUACUGCAAAACCUGCAAGAAAGGGCAUAACCCAUUAUUACACAACUCGUUUGUUAAAAAAGAUGACGAUUCUACGAAUCAAGGUUGAAAGAUCGAGCUGAUAAUGGUAUCGGAGAUGCGGACGUUGGUGAAAAUAUUUCUGUGGAUGCGGUUAAUGUACAGAUAAACGUUACGGAGCAGUCUAGUCCAAGUGUGAUUGAUUUUGUUAAAGAUACAAAUAUUACUUUUUCCUCUGUUGAUAAUAAUAAAUAUUCUUACACGUUA
Molecule: messenger RNA, 1666 nt
Organism: Planococcus citri (citrus mealybug)
Lineage: Eukaryota; Metazoa; Arthropoda; Insecta; Hemiptera; Pseudococcidae
Exons: 2
Coding region: 39-1490 (483 amino acids)
Source: RefSeq, a predicted model, not a curated record